AUGUCAUUGGAGCCAGUCAAUCAACUGGUGUUUUCCGGUGGAGGUCAAACAAUUGUCAAAGUUACAGAUGACUUCAAGCAUUUACUUGUUGCAAGUCAAAAAGGUUUACUGAAAAUUUUCGACGCUGAUCAUCAAGAGAAUGAACCAACAACGAUAGAUAUCCUGCAAGAUAUAUCUUCUUUUUCAACUUGUACCAACACAGACAAUAUCAUAGCGACUUCCAAGAAAGGAACUGUAGGUUUUUACUCCUUUUCGAACCACAGUCUCAACAAUAUAUUAUUCUCUUCAGUGUUACCUUUAAGAGACUCAUGUUUAACUAACGGUGGAAAUCUGGCUGUGGUAGGAGGUGAUGACUCAGAGCUAAUUCUGUUAGAUCCUCAGGGAGAAACAAAGCUUAUUAAGAAAAUUGGGCUGAACAAUGAAAUCACAUCACUGUCUUAUAAUCGGGUUUCUAAUCUUGUGGCUGUAUCGCUUUCUAGCAGGGUUGUAAGAGUAUACUCGUUAAGUUCACAAAGUCCGGAAUUCGUAUCCAGCAUUGAAGGUCAAAUACCCAAAAAAUUGUUCCAGGAUGAGUUUGACGAUAGUCUAGAAGAUGAGUUUGACGAAUUGGAUGAAGAAGAUAAUUUCACGUUCAAGGAUGACAAAACUAAGAAUAAAGCAAAGGAUAACAACAGAGUUUCCACGAAGCCAAGCUGGAGACCAGACGGUGAAGUAAUUGCCAUUCCUUGUGAAGAUAAUAUUAUCCGUUUAUUUUCCAGAAGCGAUGACUUUUCUGAGGGAGUUGCUUUUCCUGGAAAACACCGUCUUUCUUUGGUGGAUCUAUCUUGGUCGCCAAACGGUAACUACCUAGCAUCUGUUGACUUGGAUGACAGGCUGAUAAUUUGGGACACUCAGCAAAAAAUUGUCACUCACUCGUACAACCUCCCCAAGCCUGUUUACAAUGUCGAUUGGAUAUCCAUAGGUGAUCGUUUUGACGUUGUUCUGGGUACGUUUGAUGGCCACAUUUUGCGAUUUAAUGGCGUCGUUCCUCGAACUGGUACAACCUCUGUCGAUAAGGCAACGUCCUUGUUUAUCGAUGCCGAAGCUGGCGUUUCCGACGUAGAGAAUAAUGGCAAUGUUGCAGAAGCCAUUCCGGACGCUGAUGGUGACCUUGACGAUUUUAUUAUAGAUACUGAAACAAGUACGACAAAAAGGCCUCCAAAUGGAUUCCUUGAUGAAGAUGAUGAACUGUUUGGUGAACAUAGCAAGAAACGAAAACCUCCUACCAUUGUGUCUAGUUCUUGGAAAAUUACACCUUAUUCUCCAGGAGCCACUCCUUGGUCGUACGAUAAAAGGUAUUUGACUAUCAAUUCAUUUGGAUACUGUUGGUCUGUAGAGCAGACAGCAAAUUACACUAUAACAGUUGAUUUUUUCAAUAAGGACCUCCAUCGAUCUUAUCAUUUCAAAGAUGUUUAUGGAUACGACCUAGCAUCUAUGAAUGAGAAUGCUCUUGUUUUAGCAACCAGUGGUUCCAAUUCCAUUAAUCCAAAGGCAUCCUCUACUAAACGAAUCCUUUUCCGACCGCAUGACACUGAUAUAUCUCAGAAUUGGGAAAGAGAGGUUCCGUGCCAGAAAGAUGAAUAUAUCACAUGUGUAUCUGUCAGCAAUUCUGUUGUUGUCGUAGCAACUUCUUAUGGUUAUAUCAGAUCUUACAGUCUUUUUGGUGUUGCCCAAACCAUAGAAAAGAACUUCUCCAUUAGUUGCAUAUUCAGUAUGCAGGACUUAGAUGGAAAGUAUUAUCAGAGAGAUGCAGCAUUACCUGUGAAUGUCGAUGGCAAGAACGAUUUUGUAUUCAAGGGACUCUUCUUCAGUGAUGAUGGAGAUCCUUGCCUAGUGGGACAUGACGAUAUGUUGCUGGUUCUGUCUCGUUGGAGAGACCCACUUCAGGCCCGUUGGGUGCCAAUAUUAGAUAUCGCAGCUGGUAUCAAGAAAGCAGCUUCAAGUGGGGAUAAAAUAAAGAGCUGGCCCCUGGGACUUAUGGGUGAAAAAUUUAAUUGUAUAAUACAAAGAACAGGAAUUAUUCAAUCCAGUUCAUAUCCGGAUUUUCCUCUCCGCUUGCCUACAGAGAUUGAAAUUGAGUUACCGGUUAAUAGUGAAGCAUACUCAGAGGAGGAGGAAUCUUUGAAUUCUGAGGAAAACUAUGUCAAGGCUAAAGUUCUAGGAGAGCUACUAAAUGACGCCAUUCAGAACGCAGAUGAAGAUGAAGACAGCCUUGAAGAUUCAGAAUUGAGAUUGUUUGAAUAUUCAAGGUUAUACGACAAAUCAUUGCUUCUACUCCUUGCUGACGCAUGCUCCAAAGAGAACUCAAUGAAGGCUUUUGCAUUGGCUAACGAGCUUAGAGAUGAUAAGGCCCUUAGUAGUGCCAUUAAAAUUGCAGAAAGAAGUAACCUGGAGACUCUAGUACAGCAAAUUGCAGAAUUAAGAGAAGAGAGACUUGAACAGAGCCAAAGUCAAACAUAA
Komagataella phaffii GS115 is the source of this 2499-nucleotide messenger RNA. Its product is annotated as Chromatin-associated protein. The record is from RefSeq and is a predicted model, not a curated record. NCBI's taxonomy places the organism in Eukaryota, Fungi, Ascomycota, Pichiomycetes, Pichiales, Pichiaceae. Gene Ontology annotation, cellular component: nuclear replication fork. Gene Ontology annotation, molecular function: chromatin binding; protein binding. The transcript has 2 exons. Bases 1 to 2499 code for a protein of 832 amino acids. Gene Ontology annotation, biological process: DNA repair; DNA-templated DNA replication; mitotic cell cycle.